This is a messenger RNA of Lates calcarifer (barramundi perch), 2930 nucleotides long. Its product is annotated as TGF-beta receptor type-2. NCBI's taxonomy places the organism in Eukaryota, Metazoa, Chordata, Actinopteri, Centropomidae. Gene Ontology annotation, biological process: cellular response to growth factor stimulus; transforming growth factor beta receptor signaling pathway; heart development. Gene Ontology annotation, molecular function: SMAD binding; transforming growth factor beta receptor activity, type II; metal ion binding. The coding region runs from base 269 to 1897 and encodes 542 amino acids. The transcript has 7 exons. Gene Ontology annotation, cellular component: signaling receptor complex; plasma membrane. The record is from RefSeq and is a predicted model, not a curated record.
CAGAAGAAGGGAGGAAAAAAACUGUCCAACCCCUCUGAAGAUUUCCUGUUUCACGAAAAGUGCACAUACUGUGAGUCAUAUAGGGCAAGGGCAAGUCCUGCCUGGUGUGUUUACUCUGCUUCUUCUGCUCGGAGCUGUGAAGGCGUCUGUUUUUUCGGCAGAGAGCAACAGGCGGACCGAAACAAAGUCCGCGACGUCUGGAUAUUAGCCCGUUAUCACGGCUUCGGUUAAUUAAUGAGAAAGAGAGGAGUGUGUAGUCCGUUUCUAAAUGGAGCUACUUCGGUUUUCCGCUUUUUGGUGUGGAACGAUACUCUUUGGUAGUAUCCUGCUCGGGGACACGGAGGCCAGUAUAAUGAAGGUAAAGAGGCUGUGCAAGUUCUGUGAUGUGCAGGCAACUACCUGCACAGGUAAGGGGAGCUGUAAGGUGGACUGCGAGAUCACAUCUAUCUGCCCCCACGACGAAGAUGUGUGUGUCAGUAUCUGGAGGAAGAAAGAUGACAAUAUCACCUUUGAUACAGUCUGCCACAACCCGGCUCAGAAGCUGUAUGGCCUGAUCUUGGAGGAUUACAACAACAGCAAGUGUGAGAUGAAAGAAAGAAAGGGCAUGGGUUCACAGUUCUUCAUCUGUUCCUGCUCUGAGGAUGAGUGCAAUGAGCAUGUCUUUUUUAACUCAAACAUGGAUUCCCAGGUGGUUGCAGUCAUCUUAGUGAGCCUGGUGCCUCUGCUGGUCAUGGCUGUUGUCGUCAUCACUUCCUUCUACUGCUAUCGGGUUUACCGCCAGCGGCAAGCCAGUUCCAGACGCAAGAAGGGUCCUCCACUGGACUUCAGCGAUGCUCACGCCAUCAUGAUAGACGACGAAGGUUCAGACAGCAGCUCUACACUCGCCAACAAUCUCAACCACAACACCGAGCUGCUGCCCAUCGAGCUCGACGUUCUGGUCGGGAAAGGACGCUUUGCGGAAGUUUACAAAGCUAAACUGAAGCAGGGCUCCUCAGUCAGCGAGGAGCAGGGCUUUGAGACAGUGGCCAUUAAGAUUUUCCCAUAUGAGGAGUACGCCUCCUGGAAAAAUGAGAAGGACAUCUUCUCAGAUGCAGACUUGAGACAUGACAAUGUGCUUCACUUCUUGACAGCAGAGGAGCGGAAGGUGCAGAGACAGUACUGGCUGAUUACAGCCUACCAGCCAAGAGGAAAUCUUCAAGAGUACCUGACUCAUCAUAUCAUCAAUUGGCACGACCUGUGGCUGCUCGGGAGUUCAUUAGCCCGUGGAGUGGCUCACCUUCACAGCGACCACACCUCCUGUGGUCGCUACAAGGUGGCAAUCGCGCACAGGGACAUUAAGAGCUCCAACAUACUCGUGAAAAACGACCUGACCUGCUGCCUGUGUGACUUUGGCCUUGCUCUCCGGCUGGACAACACUCUGUCUGUGGAUGAGCUAGCCAACAGUGGGCAGGUGGGUACAGCCAGGUACAUGGCCCCAGAGGUGUUGGAGUCGAGAAUCAACCUAGAAAACAUUGAGUCUUUCAAACAGGCCGAUGUUUACUCCAUGGCUCUCGUGUUGUGGGAGCUCAUCUCCAGGUGUAGUGCAAUUGGAGAGGUGAAAGAGUACGAGCCACCCUUCGGGAACCUGAGGGAACACCCGUGUGUAGAGAGCAUGAAGGACAGCGUUCUCAGAGACAGAGGAAGACCUGAGAUCCCCAACAGCUGGAUCAACCACACGGGCAUCCAGAUGGUGUGUGCCUCCAUAGAAGAUUGCUGGGACCAUGACCCGGAGGCCCGUCUGACAGCCCAGUGUGUUGCUGAGCGCUUUGAUGACAUGGAGUACCUGGACAAGCUGUCAGAUCGCUCUGACUCAGAGGAGAAGAUCCCUGAAGAAAUCUUUGUUGUGGAUGAGAAGUAGAGUUCAACAGAAACACUGCCCCCACCAGGGCAGCUGAGGAAUUACAACCAAGCAGCUGGGAGAGAAUGACCUUCCGGUGGAUGUAUUGUUUGCUAUGGGUUCAUCAGAGACGUGUGACCAAGGAGCAAACUGGAAAAUCAUGUUGAUGAAAGUGAACUGUUACCAGAGAUGAGCUCACAUGCAGUAUACAGAUCAGGACCAACAUAAAUAUAAACACCAGACUGACCUGAUUAGUUUUCUUCUUCAUGCUUCAAAGACUGAAUCAAGUCAUAAACAAACAGGGAAAUCCCAUUAUUAAGCUUUUUAACCAAAUACUAUUUGCACUUUAUCAAUAUCUAUGCACACCAAAUGAUAUAUGUAUAUGUAUUUAGUGUGUUUUUGACAAUACUUUUCAGGUAUAGGAAAUAAAGGGACAGUAUGUAUUUAGAAAAGGGGGUAAAAGGGAGUAAUGGAAAAAUAUUAAGAUACUUAAUAACACUAAAAAUAUUAGACUGCCCACAUAUGUUUCCCAGGGUGGCCUUGGAUAAGUGUCAAUGGACUGGAUGACAGAAUGACAGUGCAAGUAUAAUUUAUUGUGGCAUGAAAUAGAAAUUACCUGAAGAAAAGGAAUAGAAAACCCACCCAAGGCAGUUAUCUGCAGGGAAAGCUGAUAUCAAAUCUCAAGGACAAUGACCUGUAAAAUAAAGACGGCAAAAUCAGCCUGAAAGGAGAAAAGGGAACAGAUAGGUGUGUGUGUGUGUGUGUGUGUGUGUGUGUGUGUGUGUGUGUUGUGUGUUUGUGUGCACAUGUGUAUUACUCAGAGGACUCCGAUCCCAAAAAAGAAAGUCUGCUUAAUCAGACCAAGAGAAUAAGAGGAAGAGAGAUAUGUAUAAAGGACUCUAAAAUGGAGGAUCUAGCCAGCCUGCCUAUACGCCUUAAAGGCUGAACUUGUUUGUAGACGUUUUGUUACAAAAAAGGGAACUCGAGUUCAAAAAAUCAAUAUUAAAACUCAUUUUUGUAUAAAAGUGUAAAGUCAAUUAAAAGUGUUAUAGUA